Messenger RNA from Funneliformis caledonium, 897 nucleotides. The record is from the annotation of a GenBank genome assembly. NCBI's taxonomy places the organism in Eukaryota, Fungi, Glomeromycota, Glomeromycetes, Glomerales, Glomeraceae.
AUGACCAGUAAUAAGAAGUCCAAACGCCCUCUUUAUGACAAUAAUAAACAAGAUGAUAAUGAACGAGAAAGACCACUAAAACGCGAAAAUACAAAAACCAAACGCGAUUUUAUUGUUUACAAAAAACAAAAAAGUAACAAUAAGAAAAGUACAAAGGAAAUAUAUCAAGAUAACCAAGUAUCAAAUCAAAAGAAGCAUAUACCCGAUUCAAUUGACAUAAUUCAAGAACAAAGAAAUAAUGAUCAAGUAUUUACUUUGCAAGCACAAAUAGAUGAUAUAAAAAAAUUGCUUAUGAUGACGCUUGAAAAUGACAAAAAUAUAAGAGAACAUUCCAUCACACCCCAAUAUAAUUAUGAACAGACCAGUUCUUCAAAAAACACAGAUAAGGGUUUAUCCAAAACUCAACAUGUAAAGGGUUCGGUAAUUCUUCUAGAUUUUGAUUCUGAACAAAGUGAUAAUAGAAAAAAUCAGAAAAGAGUAAAUAAUAUAGUAACCAUAAAAAGACCUAAAACCACUCCUUCACGUCAAUUAAAAAUACAGCCAAUUAAAGAAAAAGAUAUGAACAAGAAACUUAGGGAUGCAUUAAGAAAUGAAAUAGUUGGGAUUGUUAAAAGGCUUCUGGUAGAAUACCAGCUGGAUAUUAAUAAGACUUAUGAAAAUCAAAAGGAUAUCGUUAACAAUCAUAUAAUUUCUGUUAUACAAAAGACAAUUAAUAAGAAAACAUUUCCAGUAGUUGAUGGUGUAAUCAAGCAUAUAAUUCAUGAACAACAUCAUCAUAAAAGAGAAUAUGUUCUAAAUCAACAAAGAGGUACUGAUUGGAAUGAUAAUGAAAGAAAAAGGAAACAUGCUAAUUCGCGACAUUUUGAAAUAAGUAAAAAAUCGGCUGUUCUUUAUUAA